UUUUUUUUACUUUUACUUUUACUUCUUUUUUUUUUUUUUUUUACUUUAAUUUCAAUAUGAAGUGGUUGACCAUUAGCUCCUUGGUCGCUAUGGCAACAGCUGCUGUACAAGCUGAUGUUCAGUAUGCUGUUGUUGCUUUCCCUCCUAAUGGUGCAGGUGUUGCUGUAUCUGUCGGUGGACAAAAUCACGCUCUUACUGCCGAUUCUCAAGUACCCAAUCUUUUCAAGGGUUCAGCUCCCAGUGGCGAUAGUUAUCAAUAUGUUAUCACCAAUGGUCAAAACAAUAGUCCUGAAGUGCCCAAACGUACUUUGGCUCAAGGUGCUACUUCUACUGGUAAUGAAUUUUUCAAUCGUACCCAUACUAUUGUUGAUGUCCCUGCUUUACCUCAAGCUUUUAAUCCUGUUUAUCCUCCUCUUUUCACUACUUUUAACAAAUCCAAUGAAGUUGCCACCAUUAUUCUUCAAGUUAAUUCUAGUGCGUUUGAUGCUUUAAUCAAGGCUCCUCAACAAAAACUUAAAGCUCAAGUUAACUCUUUCGCAUAUAUCAGCAACCAAGAAGUUUACACCUUUGCCAAUACUCCUAGUAUCCAAACUUCUGGUCAAUCUACAAAGGACUUUGCCAAACAAUCUUAUUCAAUUGACUUUAAUGACUUUGCUCCCAAGGGUUCUCAAAAGUCUUUGUUUUUGGGUCGUACUGAGGUCAAGUUACGAGCUGAAGCUACUGACCCUACUCAAGUUCGUGAAAAGUUAUACUUGGAUUGUCUUGCUGCUGCUGGUGCCACUACUUUAUCUGGUAGUUUUGUCCGUGUUUUUGUUAACAACGAACCCUAUGGUCUUUAUACUUUGAUGGAUGAUGCUUCUACUCAUUUGAUCGACAAUACUGUUCAUAGUGGAAACUGGAAAUAUGAAUCUACUGGUGUUACUUAUAAGGGUAACGCUCUCUCUCCUACUGAAGAAGGCAACCUUGCAUAUCUUGGUGAUGAUCAAACCAAAUACUCUGCUGAUCUGUACAAGUUAGUCGAUGGUGGUGAACAAAAUACAGUUACCAAGAAGAAUAAUACUUUUGCUCCUUUGAUUGAUUUUACCAAACGUCUUUCUCAAAUCAACCCUUCUCAAAUUACUGAUGGUAACAACAAAGAUGUACCUGCUUUACUUGAUCCUCAAAAUACUAUGGUUGCUUUGGCUAUGAAUUAUUUGACUGAUUCAUGGGAUGGGUUAUGGUACCAAGCUAGUAAUUAUUAUUUGAAUCAGGAUUUGAAGACCAACCAAUGGGUUAUUAUUUCUUAUGAUUUUGAUGAAACUUUUGGUAACGGUGCUCAACAAGGUCGUGACAGUGUCCCUUAUGGAAAUUAUAGUCGUCCUGGAUCUACUCGUCCUUUGGUAGAUCUCUUCCUUAGUUCUCCUUACUAUAAAUCUCAAUUCGAAACCAUUCUCAAGACUCUUGUCAAGCGAUUCUUCAAUCCUCGUGUGAUUCAACCUCGUCUUGAUGCCUGGGCCACUCUUUUGAAGGAAGAUAUUGAAUGGGAUUAUUCUAUUCCUGGUCAUUCUCCUGGUACUAAAGUUACUUUUACAGUUCAAAACUUUUUGAACAAUCUCAAGACCACUGAUAGCGGUAUGGAAGGCAUCAAUGAAUGGGUCACCAACCGUUCCAAGUCUUUGACUCAACAACUUCAAUUCACCGAUGCUGAUGAUCUUCCUGCUCUUGGUCCUUACAAAGAAGGAUCUCGUUUAGAUAGCAAGGGUAACGUGGUUCCCAAUGAUGGUAGCAGUGUGUCUCCUGGUGGCUCUUCUGGCAAUGGCAACGGUGGCAAUGGUUCUACCAGUGGUGCUAUCUCCUUGACUAGUUCAUCAUCCUUGUUCCUUGGCUCCAUCAUCAUGAUGUUGGUUGGUACCUUUAUUCUUUGAAUAUGAUCCCUCCUUUUUUUUUCUCUCUUUUUUUUUUUUUUCUUUCUCUCAUCCUCCUUUCCUCCCCUAUCAUUUCUUAUUUUUAUUAGUACUAUACUUUUUUUUUCUUCUUCUUCUUGUCAUCAUAUUAUAUAGUUUUACUUCUUUUAUAUACUAUUAUUUCUCUCUUAGUUUCUUAUUCGCCAUUACUUGUUUUAUUUGUAAAAGUGAUUGUCUACCUAGAACAAUAAAAAAUCUCUUUUUUUUUUCUUA
Molecule: messenger RNA, 2156 nt
Organism: Halteromyces radiatus
Lineage: Eukaryota; Fungi; Mucoromycota; Mucoromycetes; Mucorales; Cunninghamellaceae
Product: coth protein-domain-containing protein
Exons: 5
Coding region: 57-1904 (615 amino acids)
Source: RefSeq, a predicted model, not a curated record